This is a messenger RNA of Haliotis rubra (blacklip abalone), 465 nucleotides long. Its product is annotated as neuronal acetylcholine receptor subunit beta-3-like. Bases 1 to 465 code for a protein of 154 amino acids. The record is from RefSeq and is a predicted model, not a curated record. The transcript has a single exon. Gene Ontology annotation, biological process: monoatomic ion transport. Lineage: Eukaryota; Metazoa; Mollusca; Gastropoda; Lepetellida; Haliotidae. Gene Ontology annotation, cellular component: membrane.
AUGGUUCUUCUGUCCAUCCUCAAUUCCUUCGUGUUCUUGCUCCCAGCGGACUCCGGGGAGAAGAUAUCCUUUCUGGUGUCCAUCUUUGUCACCUACGCUGUGUUUCUGAAUUUUGUAAGUGAUCUCAUCCCAAAGUCAGACAGACUGCCUCGACUUGUUGUGUAUCUUGUUCUCGUCCAGUGCCACAGUACCUUGUGUAUCCUAGCAACACUAUUCAUCCUCAAUAGGCAUCACAAAAAAGACAAUGAUGAUGCCAAGGAAAAGGCUAGAAGGAACAGGAACCAGGAUGAAAACCAAUACGCCAAUGAAGAUAUGCACCAGGAACACUGCCAAUCCAACACGGGGAAAAACAUUUCCGUUCAUAGCCGAAUAACACCAGCCCUGUCCUUCAAGACUGUUGAAAGAAGCCUUUUCUUUGCGUUUCUGGUACUUGCAGCUGCCACCCUGCUCGUAUUGUUUGUGUAA